Molecule: messenger RNA, 1068 nt
Organism: Schistocerca piceifrons (Central American locust)
Lineage: Eukaryota; Metazoa; Arthropoda; Insecta; Orthoptera; Acrididae
Product: glycine-rich cell wall structural protein 1-like
Exons: 4
Coding region: 1-1068 (355 amino acids)
Source: RefSeq, a predicted model, not a curated record
AUGGGAAAAUGGGUGGGAGGGCUAGUUGGUGUAGGUGAGACAGCUUUGCCAGGCCCAGAAAACAUUGGUUGCUCAAAUGGCUGUGGUGGAGGUGGUAUUGGAACUUUUGGUUGCCUACCACCUGUAAUUAUAGGUAGUAGUGAUGGUGUUGUAGGUAGCUCAAAUGGCUUUGGAGGAGAUGGUGGUGGAGGUUUAGAUGGGAGAGGAGGAGGAGGAGGAGGAGGAGGAGGUGGUGGUGCUGAUGGAGAAGGCAGUAAAGGCUGCAGCUGGAAUGGUUGUGGUGGGGGUGGAACUGGAACACUUGGCUGCUUCCCACCUGGAACAACAGUAGGUGGUGAGAAUACCUUACCUGUAGGUGGUGAAACAGGCAAUUCAAAUGGCUUUGGUGCUGGUGGUGGUGUGGGUAUGGGAACUGGAGCAGAUUGGAUAGUAGGUGGAGGGGAAACAGCUUUACCAGGCACAGGAAACAAUGGUAGCUCAAAUGGUUGCGGUGGAGAUGGUAUUUUCCUAGCCCCUGUGAUACUAGGCGGCAGUGAUGGUGGUUUAGGUAGUUCAAAUGGCUUUGGAGGAGAUGGGAGUGGAGGCCUAGAUGGUCUGAGAGAGGGACUUGAAAGUGGAGGAAAAGGGAAGGGAGGAGGGGGAGGAGGAGGAGGAGGUGGUAGAAGUGUUGGUGUUGAUGGCAGUGGUGGUGGUGGUGGUGGUGGUGAUAGGGAGGGUGGUCGUAGUGGAGAUGGUUGGGGAAUAGGAAAAGGUUUUGGCACUGUUUUAACUCCAGGUUUUGGGAGGACAGGUGCAGGAAAUUGUGGCUGUGCUGUGGGUAUUGGUGGUGGCUUACCCACACCUGGACUGGCACUGGGGCGAAGCUGGGUGGUGGCGCGGGCACCACAACGAUGCCAUGAGUGGGCGGCGCUCCUGGGGCGGCAGGCGAGGGGGCAGCGCCCAGAGGUCUGCCCGGCACCAGGCCAGGAGGCCCGUAUUCCAGCGACGGUGUCGCUGGCCAGCUACCACCCGGCGCCCACAGUGACGCGUACCAUACCUGUGUAUGUUCCAGCCAGCACAGUGAUGUGA